This is a messenger RNA of Protopolystoma xenopodis, 366 nucleotides long. The record is from the annotation of a GenBank genome assembly. Lineage: Eukaryota; Metazoa; Platyhelminthes; Monogenea; Polystomatidea; Polystomatidae.
AUGACAGAGCUGCCUAGGGGGCAUUUCUCAGGCCGCACUGUCUCCGGCACGCGGCAACCGGACGCUUUACGGACAGGAUGGAGGACAACUUUACGUCAAGGGAUGCAACUGAAACGACGGAGUACAGGCGGGAAAUAUUGUGGCCCAUGCCAAGCCGGGCCGGGCGUGCAGGAGCACGAAAUUCAAUACCGCCGAGAGAAGCAAACAACAGCUCGGCAAAAUCAAACGGACACGAGGGUCCAGGCUCAACUUCAGACAUGCACUUUCCCAAUGACUCGGUGGUGUCAUGGCCGCCAGACUACAAUUGCUCAUGAUGGCCGCGGGCAGGCAGCAACAAAAAGACUGGGAGAAGGACAAAAGUGGUAG